ACACGCCUAGUCAGCCUGGACCAAUAGGAAUAGGUUUCAGGCUCCGAAAAGGUCCGAGUGCGCAGGCGUGAUAAUGGUCGGGCGGCCAUUUUGUGCAACUUUAUUGACCGUAUCGGGGUCAAGUGAGCUCUCUACGAACACGCCUGGCCAUUCUGAUUCAGUAGGAAUACCCCGUUUCUCUCUGAGCCACUUUGUUUUUGCAGACCCACGGUUUGAGCGAUCAUGGGUUCCCCAGAGAGAUCCUUGGAGGAUAUUGUACAAGAAACAAUUGUAAACCCUAGCCCGAGAAAGCGGUAUAUUAGUACAAGUUCUGAUGAUGAGAAAUUCCCACCAGCUAAGCGUCCCGAAGAAGAAGACCAAGAACUUUAUGAAAUCUGGCAGGGAAUCUUGGAAGAUGCAGCGGCAGAAUCUUUUGGAGCUCAGGAGGGUGAGGACCGCGGCCUUGACACACUGCCUCUAGCAAUAUGGAACUAUACAGAGCCCGGGAACAUGCAUAUCAGGAAUCCUCCCGCUGUGAGAACGCAUCAACCCAGCCAUGUUACUAUGCAGAAUUUCCUAGGACUACAAGUGGAUGAUUCAGAUUACAUACCAGCAAGGAAAAGACGUUCUGCUAUGAAAGGCCUUGUCAGAGUGGGGGUAUAUGGAAUUUUAAAAUACUGCCUGAAGAAUUACAUGUAUGAUUCAUGCUACGGGUGUAUGGUUCAAGCAGGGGGGCAAGACUCACAUGAAUGUGUUACUUGGACCGAUAGAAAUGUUUCCAGAUUUAUUAGAACAUUGUCAUCAAGGAUGUGUGUGAAAGCAGUGCUCCACAUAAUUAUUAUAAUUGCUUACAGCUUGAAAAUGUUAUUGCUAUCUAGUGAUACCGUGAAUCAGACUCUAAACCUCAUCAGCAGGGUUAAGGGUUCUGAUGACCCGCAGGCUGUGUUAGAAGCUAUCCCACAACAGAACGAUUCCAGAAUGCUCUCUUUUGUGAACUGUGUCCUCGAAAAAAGGGGAUACAGACAGUUUCUUGUUCCAGAGAUACCUGAAUAAAUUCCCUCGCAAAAGUCUAAUGGAACUGUUGUACACGACUG
Molecule: messenger RNA, 1073 nt
Organism: Hemicordylus capensis (graceful crag lizard)
Lineage: Eukaryota; Metazoa; Chordata; Lepidosauria; Squamata; Cordylidae
Exons: 3
Coding region: 223-1032 (269 amino acids)
Source: RefSeq, a predicted model, not a curated record